AUGUGGCUCGAUCGUAAGGACUCGAAUGGCGAGACGGCCCUCAUGGUGGCUACCAAGCACGACCGAUUGCGAGAGAUGGACAUCCUCUUCGAUCAUGGAGCCAAUCCCAACACUGCUAAUCCACAAGGCGAAACGGCCCUCCACAUCGCGGUCAGCUCCGGCCGCGUCGACACCGUGCGCAAGCUCCUCGAGCGCGGUGCAGCCGUCAAGUACAUUCGCUCUCCCUUCGGCACACCGCGAGAGGUGGCCGUGAAGCACAACGCGCAAGACAUAGUCAACGUGCUCGACGCCAAGGGGAACGUCGGUGUGGGAGCCAAGCCACUGCCGGGACUCCCAGCGCGAGGAAUGAAGCCGGUCGUAAAGCCGCGAGCCCCCACUGCUGCCCCCACCACCAACUCUCCACCGGCCGCCCAGCCCACCCGCCCCUCCGCGGCAUCUAUGGCCUCGACGCCGUCCACGUCGACGUCGACGUCUCCGUCAUCGUUGUCGACAUCCGACGAGCGGCCGCUCUCGCCCGGGUCCGAGGGCCGACUGCGCAGCGCGACCGCCGCCGACGCGCGGCCUGUCAGCAGCUCCCUCCUCCGGCGCCCGCCGCCGCCACGCCCCGCGCGCCGCGAGUCCAACGCCGAUGUCCCGCCGAUCAACCUGUUCAACCGACCCGUGUCGCUCACCAGCGCGCCGAUGCCGGCCAUUCCCACCCUCAACACGGCCGCGGGCGCGGGUUCGUCGACUACCUACCCGUCGUGGCAGUCGACGUCGCCGCGCGGCGAGCGCGGCCAGGUGUCGCCGCGGGUCACGAUGCCGCCAGGCGCCAUAUCCGCCGUCGGUGGCGGCGGCUCGGCGUUGGGUCCGUCGUCGGCGUCCGCGGCGGAGUUGGCCCCAUUGCAGGCGACGCCGGCGGUGCGCGCGGCGACCCUCCACACGUUCGUGGCGGCCACCAAGGAGUACAAGGAGCAGUUCCUCAACGAAAUGAAGCAACAGAUGUCCAACUGGCACGUCGCCCAGUCCAGGGAAAGGGAAAAGGGAGGCGGAGCGACGUCGAUGGAUCAGUUCCGUGGGGUGACCUUUCAAAUUUUGUUCACCGUGCCCGUCGCCUCCACCAAGGAGAAGGAAUUCACCGCGUAUGUGGUGGACAUGAAGACGCAGAAGGGCACGAUCACCAUCAUGAAGCGCUACCGCCAGUUCCUCGAUCUCCACCACCGGUUGCAAAACCACUACAAGGCUUCAGUGAUACCCAAGUUCCCCAAGAAGCGCUACCUCGGCAACAACACCUCACACAAGUUCAUCCAGAAGCGCUGUCAGAAGAUCGGCCAGUACCUCAACGAGAUGAUGCAGCUGCCGGGCAUUCUCGACAUCGAAGAGGUGAAGACGUUCCUGACGACGUCGCUGAGUGCCAAGGGCGAGGAGGAGCUGGUGGGCAAGCAGGACGAGAGCGACCAGGAGAAGGCCCAGUUCAUCGAGAGCAUCGCCCCCAAGGAGAAGAAGGAGGAGUCCGCCGGCGUCGCGGGCCUCGGCCAGGUCACGCGCGCGCAGACGAGCCUCAGCAUUAUUCUCAAGGCCUCGCCCAUCAGCGGCCCCGGCGGCCUGUCGCCCCGCGGCGGCGGCGUCGAGGCCAAGUCGCCCCGUGCCGGCGCCACCGCAAAGUCGCCCCGAGGCGCCACAGGUGGGGUCAGCCCGCGACCAGGCCUGACAAAGAGCGAAAGCGAAGCGACAACGCCAGCGGCGGCGGCAAAUAGCGAAAGAGAAAGCGAAAGCGGCAGCGAAUCGACGGCGACGGCCACGACGCCGAUGACCACGACCGAGGUGGCGGUGGUGGCGGAGCAGCUGGCCAAGGCGAUGGCCCUGUACGAGUUUGUGCCGCAGAGCCCGAAGGAGCUGGCGCUCAAGGCUGAUGACGUGAUCGUCGUGCACGAUCGCGAGGGCGACGCGUGGUGGUUCGGCACGGUCGACGGCACCACCUUUGGCUACUUCCCCAACAACUACGUACGCCUCCUGCCCGAAGCCGAGUGGUGA
Messenger RNA from Acanthamoeba castellanii str. Neff, 2013 nucleotides. Its product is annotated as PX domain containing protein. The coding region runs from base 1 to 2013 and encodes 670 amino acids. The transcript has 11 exons. The record is from RefSeq and is a predicted model, not a curated record. Gene Ontology annotation, cellular component: cytoplasmic vesicle; plasma membrane. Gene Ontology annotation, biological process: endosomal transport; plasma membrane tubulation; endocytosis. Gene Ontology annotation, molecular function: protein binding; phosphatidylinositol binding. NCBI's taxonomy places the organism in Eukaryota, Discosea, Longamoebia, Acanthamoebidae.